AUGUCGACUCACAGAGCCCUUGUACUUCAUUCCCGGGAAAAGCCACUCGUUCUCGAAACACUCCCCCGUCCCAUUGCAUCUGCUGGUGACGCGAUUGUUCGCAUAUUAGCCGUUGAUAUCGUUCCAUACAUGGGAGAAGUGAUAAGCAACAAACGACCAUACCCCCUCUCUCUGCCUCUAACACCGGGGAACACCGCCAUCGGGCGAAUUCACGAAGUCGGACCGGACUCCGUUGCCCUCACACCAGGCCAGCUGGUAUUCUGUGAAAUUACCAUUCGCGCCCGAGAUAACCCUGCCGUUUCUAUUCUGUAUGGUAUCCACGGGGGCGGAUAUCCCGCCGCACAGAAAUUGAUGGACGGAGUUUGGCGCAACGCGACGUACGCCGAGUAUACACGGUUCCCAUUAGAGAAUCUGUACCCACUCAACGAGGACCUUCUUCUGACGAAACUGGGGUACAGCGUGAACGACCUCUGUCUGAUGCCUACUUCCCUUGUUUCGUUUGGUGGUCUUUCGGAGGUCGACGUGAGACCCGGCGAGGUAGUCAUCGUGGCGCCAGCAACAGGGCGGUAUGGCGGCGCCGCUGUCAGCGUUGCAUUUGCAAUGGGCGCAACAGUGGUCGCUGCUGGGAGAAACAUGGCCACCCUGGCCAAACUUAAGGAGGUUCAUUGUACAGACCGGCUAAUAAUUGUUCAACUCACCGGCGACGAGGCUGCUGAUGCGGACUUAUUUCGAGAAGCAGCCGGGAGGCCGGAUGGGGCAGAUGUCUACCUUGACCUCUCGCCACCAGCGGUCCAGGGAUCAUUGCUGCUGUCAUCUGGCAUAAAGGCAUUACGUCCUUUUGGUCGAUGCGUCCUGAUGGGAGGGAACUCGGGAAAUAUUGACAUUCCGUACCUUGAUAUCAUGUUCAAGAGUAUUCGGAUCCAAGGGCGGUUUAUGUAUGAUCGCCGGCAUGUCUUGCAGAUGAUUGAGAUGAUUGAGUCUGGAUUACUUCCUCUUGGCCACAAGUCAGGUAUCACCCACACGGAAGAAUUUGGACUUGAGGAAAUCCAAGGCGCAUUGGAGGCGGCUGGGAAUCUGAGUGGUUGGGGUGGUCAUGUUGUGCUGAAACCAUAG
Messenger RNA from Penicillium verhagenii, 1113 nucleotides. Its product is annotated as putative isopropanol dehydrogenase. Lineage: Eukaryota; Fungi; Ascomycota; Eurotiomycetes; Eurotiales; Aspergillaceae. The transcript has a single exon. Gene Ontology annotation, cellular component: mitochondrion. Gene Ontology annotation, molecular function: oxidoreductase activity. The record is from RefSeq and is a predicted model, not a curated record. The coding region runs from base 1 to 1113 and encodes 370 amino acids.